Myotis myotis is the source of this 5429-nucleotide messenger RNA. RefSeq names its product nucleolar protein 9 (gene NOL9). Gene Ontology annotation, biological process: cleavage in ITS2 between 5.8S rRNA and LSU-rRNA of tricistronic rRNA transcript (SSU-rRNA, 5.8S rRNA, LSU-rRNA). Gene Ontology annotation, molecular function: polynucleotide 5'-hydroxyl-kinase activity. The transcript is spliced from 12 exons. Bases 633 to 2804 code for a protein of 723 amino acids. The record is from RefSeq and is a predicted model, not a curated record. Gene Ontology annotation, cellular component: nucleus. Lineage: Eukaryota; Metazoa; Chordata; Mammalia; Chiroptera; Vespertilionidae.
CGCCGUCGCCGCCGCCGGACGUGACGUCAUGCCGCGCCCGCCGGGGUGGAACACCUGAGAGGCGCAGGGUUUUAGCGCUACAUUUGGGGGCGGGGCCACGAAGAAGACGACCAAUGAGAUGAGAAAGGGCAAUGGGGCGGGGCCAGGCCCUGGACUUCCGUCACCGGCCGCCUCCCAGAGCUGCCUAGCAACGUCAAGCAGGGCGCGGGGUUUUCCUCCGGUUCUGGCCGAGUCCUGAGGUUCCGGCUGCGGUUUGCCCGCCGCUGCGCUUUCAGGCCUGAAGAGGUAGCGCCCCACGCUCGCCCAGACUGGAAGCGCAACCAAGACGCACGUGUGUGUUUUUUUAAAUCCUCACCCGAGGAUAUAUUUAAUGAUUUCUGCCUCCCAUAAGCACCCAGACCAGGGUUGGAACCCGCCAGCUCUUGGUGCACAGGACGCCAAUCCAACCAGCCUAGCCACCGGGCCAGGGCACAGGUCACCUCUUUACUGGCAGCCCAGGCGCCGCCCGCCGACACCCCGCCGGCCGGCAGGAGCCUUUGAGGUGGCGGCGGAGGCUCAGGGCCGCCGGCAGAGGGCGCCCGCUGCUCCCAGGCCGCUUCUUUCCGACGCUCCCCGGGCCGCGGGGCGGAGCGAUGAGAUCUCGCGAGAUUCUCGCGCCGCCGGCGCCGGCGACCAGCAUGGCGGACACCUUGCAGCUGCCGAAGCGGGGGCCCCUCCGCUCCACGUGGGCGCGAUCCCGCAAGGCCCGGCCCCAGCUCACCCUCAGCCGCCGGCCCCGCCGCCGGCUCCGGCUCCUGCGCUGGUGCGGCCGGAGGCGCCUGCGGCGGCGGCUGCUGGAAGCCCAGGCGGCCGGCGCGGACUGGCGGGAGGGCAGCUGGUUGGCGUCGCGCUCGGCGGCUGCCCCGGGGCCCAAGACCGCGGUGCCCAGCCGGGUCCCUAGACCGCUCCCCAGCCCGACCCCCAGCCGGGCCUCCAGCCCGACCUCGGACGAGAACGAGGACACCGCCCCGAGUUGCCCCGCGAGACUCCCCAUCCCGCCGCUGCGGCCGGCUGGCCCGGGCCGCGCGUUGCUGCUGCUGCCGCGGGAACAGGUUUUUCCUUUUAGCGGGACCUGUCGCGUGACUUGCCUUUAUGGCCAGGUGCAGGUGCUUGGUUUCACCAUUAGCCAAGGCCAGCCUUCCCAAGAGGUCUUCUCUACCUACACCCACUCUUGCCUGGCUCUCAGUGCUGUUCAUUACUCGAUGCCUGAGAAAAGCAAGAAGGAGAUGAAAAGAGAAGCCCGGACUUUGCUCAGAGCUCAUCUUAACCGGGAUGACAGAUGUUGGUUGAUGAAGAACUUUUCUCCCCUGUGUUCCAUUGUGAUGCUAGAAAACCUGAAAAACGCCACCGUGAACUUCAUAACCAGCCAUCCAGGCUUAUCUUACAUUUUCGAACAAGAGAGGACAACUUUCCAGAUUAACGCGGAGUAUUUCGCCUUGAGGUCUGUGGGCAUUAAAAAAGAGAAGAAGAAAAACGGCCUUCAGCUCAGUGAGAGUUUCCUGUCGGCCCUGGAGGAGCUGGUCAGCGUCGCCUGUGAGGAAGUAGACGGCUGCCCCAUCAUCCUGGUCUGUGGCUUUCAGGACGUCGGAAAGUCAACAUUUAAUAGGUACCUGAUUAACCAGCUGUUGAACAGUAUUUCCUGCGUUGACUAUUUGGAAUGUGACCUGGGACAGACAGAAUUUACUCCUCCGGGCUGUAUUUCUCUACUUAAUAUCACAGAACCGCUUCUAGGACCGCCUUACACCCACCAGAGGACACCACAGAAAAUGGUAUAUUUUGGGAAAUCUACUUGUAAAAACAACUAUGAGAAUUACAUUGAGAUCAUCAAGUAUGUGUUCAGCUCCUACAAGAGAGAGUCCCCUCUCAUCAUCAACACAAUGGGCUGGGUGACAGAUCAGGGCCUCUUGCUUCUCGUGGAUCUGAUCCGCUUGCUGUCCCCCAGCCACGUGAUUCAGAUCAGUUCCAGCCGGAGCAGAACCAUGCCGCAGUUCACCCCCACCUACGUCGACGACAUGGAUGGCUUGUACACCAAGAGCAAGGCCAAGGUCAGAGACCGAGGCUUCUACCUGCCAGAAUUUGCAGACAGUUUGGAAUUCGGUGACGAAGAAAAGGAGAGUCCGGUGGCAUUUUCUGGGCAUAAGCUGAUGUGCGUCCAGUUGGACUUUGCGUUUAGAAAAACUCCAAGGAAUCGGGAUUCGCAUAACAGAGUUCUUCGGGACUUGGCCAUGUUGGGUUACCUUGGCCAGCUGCAGGCCCCCGCGCCGAAACCGCUUCGUCCCCUGCACAGCCUGACCCCCUAUCAGGUCCCUUUCCAUGCUGUCGCCCUCCGGGUCAUUCACUCUGAUGUCGCCCCUACCCACAUCCUGUAUGCUGUGAACGCCAGCUGGGUCGGCCUUUGCAAGAUCCUGGAUGAUGUUGGAGGAUAUACAGAGGGGCCCGUCCUGCUUACGCAGACUCCAAUCUGCGAUUGUUUGGGCUUUGGGAUCUGUCGGGGGAUCGACAUGGAGAAGCGGCUUUACCACAUCCUCACGCCUAUGCCCCCGGAAGAGCUAAGAAAUGUGAAUUGUCUGCUGGUCGGAGCCAUUUCCAUUCCACAGUGCGUCCUCAAGAGCCAGCAUGGGUUCGAGGGGAUGAUUCCUUACGUCACCACAGAUUAUAAUAUUAAACUUCCUGGAGCAACGGGGAAAAUUGGAGCAAGAGAAGCUGAGGAAACAUAUAGAAAGAGACAACAUCCAAAAGCUAGGUUCUAUCGAAAGGCACACUGACGUUGCUAACGAGGGAGGAAGCCUGACUGUCUCCGGCCUGACGUCAGCGGACCGAUGGGCUCUGCGCUGCGACUGCGCCCUGGCGAGCAGCGUUUCCUCCACAGCUCGUGGAAGUCAUAGUCCCCUUAAGUCCCUUCUUAAAGCUCCGCGACCUCAUUUCGCCCUGCUCUGCUGUGUGGUUCAUCAUCCACGAUGUUUCAUUUCCUACAGGGAGAAAGCAGCAGGGAAAAGGUGACACGCCAUUGAAACAGAACAAAGUUCAAGCAUCUGGUUGGAACCUGGGUAAAAAUAGGGAGACAAGGGCCCAAAAGAUGUACCAAGGAGGACGGCAGGCUGGCCAGCGGGAUCCCAGCAUAACAGGAUGUGGGGAUGCACCUCGGCCCUCGCCCACUUGUGGUGGCCGGCCAGGGUGGGGGACCCGCUGGUGGGUUGGUCCCAUCCCCUGAUCACGUGAUCCUAUCCACCUCUUCCAUUCCUGUGGGACAAGUAUUAAAAGAUCAUGCUUCAUCUUUAAAUGUAAUCAAGGCUUAACAGAUGGAGGUUUGGACUUGAGAAGCCUUCUCUUGCUCUCAAAUCCAGGAACCCUCUCGGGGCCUCGUUAGAGAUUUGCCCUGAUUGACUUCUCCUUUGAGACUGACAGCCUGGGCAGAGGUCUGGGAGAGGCCUGGGAGGGCAGCUCUCAGUGGCCCAUUCCUGCCGUUGGCAGCUCGACCUGAACUUGAACAUGCGGACAGUUCUGGGCUGUUGAGCACCCCCUCCUGAGUGCGGGAGCUGGUGAUGGUGCCAUCCUCCCAGGUGGAAGUCUGUCUUCGUCUCCCUGGUGCUCACGAGUCCUUACCCUGAGGUGGGUUGUUUUGGGGGCAGAGAGGAGCCGUCUGGAGCACCAUUUCUGUGCUGAGGAGAGCGGGAUUCUGUACUGAGGCAGCAUUUCAGACUUACUGUGAACGUCCGCUUCCUGCAGAUCGUGUUGAAGGCGGUCCCUAGGAUUCUCCGGUUUUACCAUCUGUAUUCAUUUAAAUCGCUGAUUAUCGUUGUCUUUAAGCAUCUCAGAGACCCUCAGGCGUGCAAAUUCUCACAGGAGCCUUGUCCCUCCCGGGUGAAUUUUAGGAUUCUGGAGACCACUUAAGGUCUCACUUCUUCAUUGCCUCUUAUUUAUAUUUAAGUUUACCAUGUACACAUUUUUCUAUUUUGACUUGGCAAAUAGUUGUGAGACAAUCCACUACCGUCAAUUUCUUGCCUCCUUCCCCAACCCCUGCAUCUUGAUGACAGUCACUAGGUCGCUAGCAGCAGGUCGCAUUUGCCUUUUCAUUGCUCCAGGCCUGCCUUCAGCUGCCCCUCUUGCUGGCAUUUAAGGACGCGGUCCUUUUUCAGUCCCCUCGGUAAAGAAAGCAGACGGGGCCACUAGAGGGAGUUGUCAGCCAUGGUCAGAGGGCCGGACCCUCUAGGUCCCUGGCUCUGGCCAGGCGGCUGUGGAUGUCCAUUUGCCUACCAGUGUCGGUGGUGUGGGCUUGUUAUUUCUAGUCGGCUGUGGUCAGGGUGUGUAGGAAUGAGUCUGCAUUGAGUUAUUCUUAAUCGUCGGUGUGUGAUUUCCAAAGUAGUACCUGCUUAUUCCAGGGUUCACUUUAUUUUAUAAACACAGACAGCUCAGUGUUCCCUCCUGACCCUGUUAGUCCUGGGGGUAGGAGUCAGUGUACGCCCAGGCCCCAGCCCAGAAACGAGAUUAGAGAGGGGGAGGGACAGUGACUCGCCCUCCAGGUGCCUUGGAGUAGGAUUUCCGAGAGAUAGGACUCUGGAUGGAAGUGGCUCCUGGGGGAGGACAGAGGGGUGGGGAGGCCCCAGGUGGAGUGGAGGCCCUGCCUCCACUGGGUCCUUUGACAGGUGGAAUCACCUGCCGGAAACGCAGCUGUCUGCCCUACGGUGUGGGGCGGGGCGAUAUGGGUCCAGGGCUCCUUUAUGCCAAGUUCUGAGUUUUUAAAAAUGGGUCGGUAGAGGCCUUAUUAGCUUUGGAUGUGGCAGUGUCGCGGGUCAGACAGCAGGCUGUGAUGUUAGAGCUCUGAGUUCAAAUCCUGGCUGGACCACUGGCUCCAUGAGGUUGUGGGGAGACAUUCACUGGAGCCUAUUCCCCUUUAAGAUGGGACAGAAGCUCUUCCCUGGGGUCCCUGCCCGCGCAGUGCGGAGGCUGGGCCCUCAGGCGAGCAGGGACUGCAUGCGUCCGUCUGGAAGGCAGGAACCAAGAUCGGAUUGUUCACAGUCACCCCAGAACGAAGCAGAAGCUCAGUGUUGGAAUCAGAACCUCUUGCCUGGCCCCCCUCCAGCAGGUUCACCUUAAAACCGUUCUUCCGGCCGCAUGUCCCGCUAGAGCUCCUGUGAAGGACCCCCGGGGAGUUUUUCCUGAACCUCUGUUUAGUGUUUUUGAACUUGGAUGGACAGGUCACACAUUUAGAACGUGAUCCAGUCCACUGCACGGAGAAUCGCUGUUGGUGCCAUGCUGCUGCCUCGUCUGACAUUUUCUAAAUUGUGUUUGUUUUUUUUACAACAUUGGUGUCCUGCUCUGUGUGUGGUUUUCUGUCCAGCUCUUUUCACUUAUAUCCUUUUUGUAUCAUUAAAUAUUUUUUAGGACAUGAA